Molecule: messenger RNA, 603 nt
Organism: Metarhizium album ARSEF 1941
Lineage: Eukaryota; Fungi; Ascomycota; Sordariomycetes; Hypocreales; Clavicipitaceae
Exons: 3
Coding region: 1-603 (200 amino acids)
Source: RefSeq, a predicted model, not a curated record
AUGGCUACAAACACUCCUGCCAGGAAGGCUACAAUAAGUACCCCGGAUGCUAGACGAGAUCUGGAGGACGCAGCUCGUGACUUGAAGACGCAAAUCAAGAGCAGCAUUACCUGCCACAGAUCUUCUCCGAAUCAGCAAGCAAACAUUAAGGAAUUGGCAACCAAGAAUCUCCGCGGUGACAUGCUUCCGAUCUUACCUCACGCUUGUAGUACCUACCCGGGACAGGCAUCUGGAAAUAAAGACAAUCCCUAUCAUGAAGCAACGCGUGCCUUGGACGGGCUACGUGUUUUGUUGAAGGAAUAUGAAGAAAUUAGCAAGCGUGGGUGCGAUAUUCGAAUGCCUUCCUGGGUACGAUGGGAGCAAGAUGGCACGGAUCUGCAGCUGCUGAACACUAGCCUCAUGGGACAUUGCUUGAAACAUGCUGAGCAAAGCAUCAUUCCGAGCGGUUCGAGAGCUCCCCCAAACAUUGGAAACGAAGAUGUUGACCAAAUUGCAUCCGAGCUACUCCAGGAAACGUGGCCGCCAACGACGGAGGAAACUUGGGGCGAUGCUACAAAGGGCAUUUUACAAUCCAUGCUCGGCAUUGCUGCUUUUCUGCCAUAG